Drosophila kikkawai is the source of this 699-nucleotide messenger RNA. RefSeq lists its product as uncharacterized. NCBI's taxonomy places the organism in Eukaryota, Metazoa, Arthropoda, Insecta, Diptera, Drosophilidae. The record is from RefSeq and is a predicted model, not a curated record.
AUGUCACAGAAACAAUCCUCGCUCCUGGUACUCUGCCUGCUCUGUGUGGCCGCCAGCCUGGCCACCAAGGUUCAUAAGCUGCACUUCACUAUCAAGACCAAUGCCCACCUUGCGGAGCUGCAGUCGGAGAGCAGGGAGCUGGCCGCCAUCCAUGCGGACGUCUCCUCCACUUGCUUCAAUAUUUACAGGCCCAUCCUGGACAGCGUAACCACGGAAUACGAGACAAGCUACGGGGAAUGCGUCUCCGCCUACGACAAGUCCUCGGACGUGAUCAAGUCCAAGUACGAUUCCGUGCGCAAUGACAUAAUAGUGACCACCCACAAUGCGUGCUACGAGGCGUGUUGCAAGGUCUGGCAGCCGGAAGCUGAGAACGAUCUGGAAACUCUGAUCAAGCGCGUACAGUGCGCCGCCGAUGUCUCCACCGAGAACUCCAAGAUCAUGUACAACGUCUCCUCAAAUGCCACGGAGAAUGCCGUCAAAAUCAAGGAGGAGUACCGCGUCGUGGACACCCAGCGAAAUAUCUGCGUGAACAAUGCGGAGCGCAACUACGUCCAGGACACGACCACCACCUACGAGCAGCUGAACGCCUGCCUCAAGGGCAACCAGCCCGAUUCCGUUCCCACACCACCGGAAGCUCCGUCAGACGACAUCCCAGUCGACAUCCCUAACCCCCCCAAUGCAAAUGAUGAUAACCCUUAG